UGGGCCCACAUGCCUCUUCUGUGGCCUGCCAUUGGCCCGGGGCGACCUCCACGUCUCUUCCGCGCACGAGGAGCCUCGCACCCGGGGCGCCACGAACCUAACAGACGCCCAGCCCGCAGCCUGGCCGCCCGUCUGGGCCGCACCCAACAGUCGCGCCGGGGGCAGGUCGCCGCAGCGCGAGGGCCUGGGAUGCGGAGGCGCUGAGAGUCGUGGUCCCUAGGGUUCGGAAGAUCUGGAAAAUGUCUUCGGGGCAUGCGCCACAGCGGCCGUUAAGUGACCCAAAACCGAAGCGGUGGACUCGGCAGCCCGGAAGGAUGGGGCCCGAGCAUGGCCGGGCUUCGCACGCCCAGCGAGGACCCUGAGGGCGCAGAGCGCAGGCGCGAGGCGCUGGGGCAGCCAGCGUCCAGGCGUCUCGUGUGAAAAGGGAUUAUUUGGCAUUUACAGCUGAGUUGCCGCUGAUUGUGAUACAGAGCUUGGAGGAUAAAUCUGCAUUUUUAUUGUUACUAUUUUUGUCACAACGGAAGUUGGAAACAAAAUGGAAGUGGCAGGAAAGAACAUACCGUGCAAUAGUGUGGUUGGUGGUAAUUUUGAAGAAGUUUGUCCAGAGAAGGUAAUUAGGUUUAAACCACCACUAUACAAACAACGGUACCAGUUUGUUAGAGAUUUAGUGGAUCGUCAUGAACCCAAGAAGGUUGCAGACCUGGGAUGUGGCGAUACCAAGCUCCUAAAGCUGCUAAAAAUCUACCCAUGCAUUCAACUGCUUGUUGGGGUAGAUAUCAAUGAAGAAAAAUUACAUUCAAAUGGGCAUCACUUGUCUCCCUAUUUGGGGGAAUUUGUAAAACCCCGAGAUCUAGAUUUGACUGUCACCUUGUAUCAUGGCUCUGUUGUGGAGAGAGACUCUCGCUUGCUUGGAUUCGACUUGAUAACAUGCAUUGAAUUAAUAGAACAUUUGAAUUCAGAUGAUCUGGCCAGAUUUCCUGAAGUGGUGUUUGGAUACCUGUCACCAUCCAUGAUCGUCAUCAGCACACCAAAUGCUGAAUUCAACCCCCUGUUUCCCACAGUGACCCUGAGGGAUGCAGAUCAUAAGUUUGAGUGGAGCAGGAUGGAGUUUCAGACCUGGGCUUCACGAGUUGCAAACUGUUACAAUUACUGUGUGGAGUUUACUGGGGUAGGGACACCACCAGCUGGAUCCGAGCAUGUUGGAUAUUGUACCCAGAUAGGUGUCUUUAGGAAAAACAGUGGGAAGCUAGCUGAACCCUUUGUUUCACAGCAGCAUGACCAGCAUGUGUACAAAGCUGUUUAUACGACCUCUUACCCGAGUUUGCAGCAGGAAAAGGUGCUCAAGUUUGUACUGGUUGGGGAACUCCUGAUACAAGUGGAACGCCUGAGGUUGAAACACCAACGGAUGCUGAGGGACCAAGAGAAGGAAUUGGACCCUAAGCCCUCGGACACAGACUUCUCCCAGGCCUCCCACCUACUGUUGGGAGAGGCCUUCACAGAGGCCGAAAAGGCCAGGAUAGAAAAUUCCCCCCAACCCUUCUGUGAAGGAGAGAAGUUUUGCAUACCCCUGCGGAGACUGCUUGCUUAUCCCAAGCUGCACCGCUUAUGUGUUGCCGAGGAGAGGAUGCGGUCCCUCAUCGCUGACUCAGUGUGCUUAAGCAAUGAUGGUUCUGCGGUAGUGGUUGACCUGCACAAUUCUUGGGAUUAUUGGCCUGAAGAUAACUGAGUCAUCUGACUUUCCCAAAGCUCAGAGUCUCGCUGAUAGUUAAAUUGGCUUAGAAUACAAACUUCUUUGGUUUUGUGGUACUGGGAAUUGAA
This is a messenger RNA of Phodopus roborovskii (desert hamster), 1818 nucleotides long. RefSeq names its product HEN methyltransferase 1 (gene Henmt1). Gene Ontology annotation, biological process: piRNA processing; siRNA processing; RNA methylation. Gene Ontology annotation, molecular function: O-methyltransferase activity; RNA methyltransferase activity. The record is from RefSeq and is a predicted model, not a curated record. Bases 536 to 1726 code for a protein of 396 amino acids. The transcript has 8 exons. Gene Ontology annotation, cellular component: cytoplasm; nucleus. NCBI's taxonomy places the organism in Eukaryota, Metazoa, Chordata, Mammalia, Rodentia, Cricetidae.